GAUGUACAUUUUAACAGUUUCAAUGUUACUAUGCUGCGCUAGUGUUUCAAUUAGUUUUUUAGUAUCUCAUAGUAUUUCAGAGCUGCUGGUAAGGGACCACCAAUUCAAAAAAUACACGGAACGUUUUAGGAAUAAAGUAAUUGUUUAUCUGGAAAUAAGAUACAGAAUUAAAAGGAUCGUAAUAGAGUAUAUAAGUAAUAUAAGAGACAAAAUAUGAAGGUGGAAGUAUCUGAAAAUGACAAAAACAAGUGCGGACCGUGCAAUUUUAGGGUUGGUGUUGUUUUAUUUGGAGGUUUUUUCAUUCAUCUGGCGUUAGGAGCCAUGUACACGAUAGGUAAUUUUUCACCGUAUUACAUUUCGUACAUACGGAACCGCACGGCUGAUACCGAGGUCAAAAACGUGGACACUUUGUGGAUCAAUGGAGCUGGUACUGUCGGCAACUGUGUGGGUUUGACGGUAGGCGGUAUCUUUGCUCAUAGAUUUGGGGCAAGAAUCGCAACAUUUAUUGGCUCUCUAGUUUUCUGUGGAUCUGUAGCUGUUAAUUAUUUUAGUGUUAAUAGCUCCUUUAUAGCUAUAGUAAUUACAAGUGGACUAACGACAUAUUUAGGACACAAACUCACAUAUGGCUCUCCCGUUCAAACAGCUAUUAAGUGGUUACCAGAAUAUUCUACCCUGGCGGCAGGACUCGUAGUUAGUGGAACAGGCGGUGGAUCUCUGAUUUUUAAUCAAGUUAUUACAGGCUACAUUAAUCCUGAUAAUCUCUCACCAGAUUUAGUUACAGAGGAUGGUGGAAGAUAUUUUACUCAGCCAGAUCUAUUGGACAGAGUACCUACAUGCUUUCUACUUCUUGGCGGUGCUUACUUUUGUAUGCAGCUCAUUGGUAUUGCCUGUUUGUCAGAGCCCCCACCAAGGCCUUCAAAGGUGGUGAGUUUAGACGUAGAGAAACAACUUCAGAAUAAACAAGAUGAAAUCUGUCCGAGAACUAAAGAAAAUAACGAUGAUACAACAAAUCAAUAUGCAGAAAAUGGAUCAAAGCCUGCAUAUGAUAACUUAGGAUUCAGCCACAAAGAAAAUGAAUACAAGAUAAAUAACAAAAACGCUAAUACCGAAACUGCUACUGUUGGUGAUAAUAUGCAGGAAAACAAAGAUGCUGAAGUAUCAAAUGAAAGCGACAGCUUUCUGGAAGAAUUAGGUAUCUUAGAGGCAAUAAAAUUUGCUUUAAGGUGCCGAAGCUUCUAUAUAGUAUGGCUGACGAUGAUGCUUAUGAAUGGUGGCAUGCAGUUUAUCAAUAGUCUUUACAAGGCAUAUGGACAAACAUUCAUAGAUGAUGACCAUUUCUUAGCCUUAGUUGGAUCUUUGGCAGCUAUAUUUAACUGCAUAGGUCGUCCUAUCUGGGGAGCUGUCAUGGAUAAAUUUGGAUUCAGGGUUGCCAUCCGUUGUGUAUCAAGCGGCUUCGUUAUUCUGUUAGCAACAUUACUUCUCACAGAGCAUCUUUCGAAGUACCUGUUCAUGUUGUGGAUUUGUGCCUUGUACUUCUUUUUCUGUGGUAUUUGGUCCAUUAUGCCAUCAACGCUUGCUAAACUUCUUGGUCCACAGCACAUGGCUAUCAACUACGGAAUAAUUUAUACUGGCUUGUCUGUGGUUAGUAUACUCGGUAGUCUUUUUGGAACGUCUUUAAAGGCGGAGAUUGGCUGGCAUGGUUUAUUCUUUAUGGCAGCAGGACUAGGAGCUGUAGUGUUUCUUCUGUCGUUCGUUUUCAACGGAAUAGAUCGUAAUGGGAAAAGGAUAUAAUGAUCGUGUAAUUGUUACGGCAACACAAAAUAUACCCGUAACAUUAUCAUAUAAGAAAUGACAUACAGUUAAAACUCGAUAUCUCGAAUUAGCUUAUCUUAAAAUACUAGCUAUCUCGAAUCCCGAAAAUGCGUGCACAAAAUAUCAUUUUAAGUCGAAUAUCGGUUAACCUCGAAGUACAAUUGUGGAUCCCUUGGAAUUCGAGAUGUCGAGUUUCAACUGCAUAUGUCUGAAAGAGCUCCCUGUGUAAACACUUCAGUACGAGCUUACGGUAAUCAUUUGUUUCUUAAAUGUUAUGUAAUGUUGUACCAUUUCUGUUUUGAAAGGAUAUGUAUAUCUUAAAGAACUUCCUCAGGAAACAUUUCAAUAAUAUCUUAUGGUGACAUAUUGUUUCUAAGAUGUAAUGAAGUGUGACAUUUCUGUUUAGUAAUGACAUAUACAUGUAUGCAAGAAUGUCCUGAUGAAAUAUUUCAGAACGAUCUAACGGUAAAACAUUGCUUCUUAUUAUAUAUAAAUGUAAUGUAAUGUAAUAUCGCCUAAGUUAUAUUCAGUAAAACGGUUGUUUGAUAUUAUCGUAUUUCUAGUGGUUUACUUUAUUCUUACGUUGACCAUAUCUGUUUUAACAGGUGGGUACGAAUUAUUGGCAAUUAUGAUUCAGUUAGCCUUGGGUGUCUGUCCUGGCAUUACUGCAAUAACGGACGUGCAUCCAGAUUGAACCAACGACCUUUUUUUAAAAGUAACCGGAUGGCGCCCUCAUAAAAUAACACGACCCUUGAGAGGAGUUGUAACAAAUUCGGUGACUGGCAUUUAAUAUGUCAGUAACAUUAACCACUCGGUCUUCUUUUAAGCUUCUUAAUCCUUAUGAGAUAAAUCUGAUUUAAAUAUGAUAUUUAAAGAAACAUGUCAAAAUACACAGGCUACCAUAGUUUAGGUCUUAUAUGCAAAGGAUUUAAGGGAAGCGUGAAUUGACUACUCCCCGCACCCUACGCCCGCUUAAAGACGUGCAUUAGUCAUACUAUACUGUGACUUUGGAACGCGGUUAGGAUAAAGGGAAAGGGUAUGCGCGCAGUUCAAAUACUUGGUAUACUCUUCCCUGUGAGGGUUCAAAGACAGUGCCCAUCUUUGUUCCUGUAUGUGUUUGUUUAGUGUUUGCAGUCUAUUUACUUUACUUCUUAUAUGUAUCUGUCGACCACACAGCCAUACAUACACUUUAGUGUUCUGUUUAGGGGAGGCUGCAUUUGUUAAACGGACGUGCUAUACCUAUUGGAUCUGUUUCCUUGUAUUUGUUUGUUCUUGGCAAGAUGGUAAUUGUAACUGUAAAGUGAAGAAGAGAAGACGUGUGUUCAAGUCUGUCGCCGUAUGGCACUUAGAGACUGCCGUUGUUCUAAAAAUCAUAAGGAUAUUACACCGAAGGCCAAGUAAGGGAACAAUAACCAUUCGAUUGUCAAGGUAGAUCUGGAAUUAGUUUCUUGUUUAGUGCAGUGUUUAUAGUAAUUCUCAUUAUCACAAAAAUAUGACCAACCUAUUGCUGGAAAUGUCUUUCCAACUGCUCCUAGACCUGCUGCCAUUAGAAUAAACAAUGCAAACCAAUCUUCUCCUUUAGAGACUUUUUCAAAAAGACUUCCGAGUAUAAUAAUCACAUAGUGAAAUGUAACUUGUGUUAGAUAUUGAUUUCUCAGAACUUUGUCAAAGAUUUUUUAGACCU
Mercenaria mercenaria is the source of this 3496-nucleotide messenger RNA. RefSeq lists its product as uncharacterized. The record is from RefSeq and is a predicted model, not a curated record. Lineage: Eukaryota; Metazoa; Mollusca; Bivalvia; Venerida; Veneridae. Gene Ontology annotation, molecular function: transmembrane transporter activity. The transcript has 12 exons. Bases 214 to 1791 code for a protein of 525 amino acids. Gene Ontology annotation, biological process: transmembrane transport.